Molecule: messenger RNA, 3508 nt
Organism: Malaclemys terrapin pileata
Lineage: Eukaryota; Metazoa; Chordata; Testudines; Emydidae
Gene: BMP6
Product: bone morphogenetic protein 6
Exons: 7
Coding region: 645-2075 (476 amino acids)
Biological process (GO): SMAD protein signal transduction
Cellular component (GO): extracellular region
Molecular function (GO): cytokine activity; growth factor activity
Source: RefSeq, a predicted model, not a curated record
UUUUUUUUGGCCCCACCAUCACCCCUUCCAGCCGACCCCGGGGGACUUUAGCAGCAGCAGCAGGAGCCUCCAGCUCCCCUGCAGGGACUUGCCUCCUAGAGAAAGUUUGCUUUUAUUUUAUCCCCCCCUUUUCUUGACCCCCCCAACCCCUUACAGGCUCCUGCCCCUGCCAACUCCGCAGCUGGCUCGCGCCGGGGGCUUGGGUAGCGCGGGGCGGGCUGCGAGCGGCGCGUGUCCCACGGGGCUGGGCAGCGGGGGCUGCUCUGCGCGCAGCGAGCGGCUCCCGGCGGUGAGUCCCCGCGGGCUGUGCGAGCGGGGCAGCAGCGGGGCGCGUUUGCUGCCUGUGGGGGCGGGAAGCCGCCCACCCCCACCCCGGGGCGCACACCGGUUGCACCUGAGCAGCUCUUUUCUCCCCCCCCCCCAUUGCCACCGCAGCCCUUCCUCGGGGUCUGCCUGCGCAGCCGGAGGAGGGGGCAGAGAGUGACCAUGCGAGAGAGAGGGAAGGUUUAACCCCUUCGCCUCCCCCCCCCACUCAUGAAUUAACUCCCGAGGGGGGGAGCAGCAGAGCCCGGGGACAGAAGGAGCCGGGCAUCCCUCGUCUGCCUCAGAGGCGAGCCAGCAGCAGCAGCAGCCGGCUGGGAGCGAUGCCUCUGAGGCUCGGCUGGCUUUGGUGGGGAGGGCUGCUGUGCAGCUGCUGCUACUCCCCGCCGCCGCCCGUGCUGCCCCUGCUGCCCGCCGGGGGGGCGCUGCUGGCGGACAGCAGCAGGGAGCAGCCGCAGCCUCCAGCCGCCUCCUCGCCGGGAUUCCUCUACCGGCGCCUCAAGUCGCACGAGAAGCGGGAGAUGCAGAAGGAGAUCCUGUCCGUGCUGGGGCUGCCGCACCGGCCCCGGCCGCUGCACGGGCUGCAGCCGCGGCCGCCUCCUCCCCAGCAGCAGCAGCAGCAGUUGCCCCCGCCGGGCAGGCUCAACUCGGCUCCUCUCUUCAUGCUGGAUCUGUACAAUGCCCUGUCCAGCGAGGAGGAGCAGGAGCAGGGGCCGGGGGCAGAGCGCCGCCGCCUGCAGCCCCCCACCGCUCACACCCUGCAGCGCAAGACCCUCAUCCCCCAGCCGGGACCCAGUGGCGGCUCCCCCUCGGCCAGCUCGCAGGACAGCGCCUUCCUCAACGACGCGGACAUGGUCAUGAGCUUUGUGAACCUGGUUGAAUAUGACAAAGAGUUCACACCUCACCAACGACACCACAAAGAGUUCAAGUUUAACUUGUCCCAGAUCCCAGAGGGGGAGGCAGUUACUGCUGCGGAAUUCCGAAUCUACAAGGACUGUGUCAUGGGGAGUUUUAAAAAUCAAACCUUUCUUAUCAGCAUCUAUCAAGUCCUGCAAGAACAUCAGAACAGAGAUUCUGAUCUGUUUUUGCUGGAUACCAGAGCAGUGUGGGCCUCAGAAGAAGGUUGGCUGGAGUUUGACAUCACUGCCACCAGUAACAUGUGGGUGAUGAACCCUCAGCACAACAUGGGGCUCCAGCUGAGUGUGGUGACCAGGGAUGGUCUCAAUGUAAACCCUAGAGCAGCAGGCCUGAUAGGCCGAAAUGGCCCUUACGACAAGCAGCCUUUCAUGGUGGCCUUUUUCAAAGUGAGUGAGGUUCAUGUUCGGACCACUAGGUCAGCCACAAGCAGGCGCAGGCAGCAGAAUCGAAACCGCUCCACUCAGUCUCAAGAUGUUUCCAGGGUAUCUAGUGUUACAGAUUACAACAGCAGUGACCUAAAAACAGCUUGCCGAAAGCAUGAACUUUUCGUUAGCUUCCAAGAUUUGGGAUGGCAGGAUUGGAUAAUUGCACCAAAAGGCUAUGCAGCAAACUACUGUGAUGGAGAAUGUUCUUUCCCACUCAAUGCACACAUGAAUGCCACCAAUCAUGCCAUUGUACAAACUUUGGUUCAUCUUAUGAAUCCUGAAUACGUUCCCAAACCCUGUUGUGCACCUACCAAACUAAAUGCCAUAUCAGUUCUUUACUUUGAUGAUAACUCCAAUGUCAUUUUGAAAAAAUAUAGGAAUAUGGUAGUAAGAGCGUGUGGAUGUCACUGAUGCACAAACAUUCUUCAGCCAGACUGACUGUGCAAUUCUAACAUGAACUUCUAGAUUACACCUACCUGAUCUUGGAGAAAGUCAACAAAUGCUCUUGAGAUGAAACAGACUUCUAAAACACACUGUGUGCGCCUUAUGAGAGGAAGCAGCAGGGUACUUCUUCAUUGAUGUGUACUCACUUUGUUAGUUUUUAAAUCCAGCACCUGUUCCCAUUACAAACUGAUCUACAGCAUGGCAGCCUUUCUGAUCUGCAAAAACAUGAACUGCAAGGCUCGCAAAAAUGAAAUCAGUCCCUACAAAUUUUGUUAGCUUCGAUCAUUCCCUGUAUGGUAUUAAACUCCCCUGAGAGUAGCAGAAACUUAAAACAGGAGCUUGACCUCGUCAGUUGGUCAGUCUGCACUUCAGUUUUACCAAACCAGCAUCUGCUACAUAUAAGCCUUGAAAAAGUGUCUCCUGCAGACAAAAGGCAAAGCUGUAGUAGUAAAAUAUAGAAAUUAUGCUUUUAAUACCUUACCAUCAUGCAUUUUACGUUGGGACAACCCCAACGUUAGGAAGUGCCUUCUAUUUAAAGAAUAGUUGCUACAUCAGUAUGAGUGGUUUCUUCCAGAAGCCAACCUGAUAAACAGCAACUUCAGUUGUGCCAAAGCAAGCCUUUGACCCUCUGCAUUCUCCAAACACAUAUGCUGAACCAUAGACUUGACUAGAUAUUUAACUGCACCAUGUAUUAGUUACAUAAGGACAAAGCCACUCCCUGCCUGGUUUUUUGAGAUGAAUGUUCUAACUAGGCAGUGAAUUUAUAAAUUUGUUCUUGUGCAGCUUCCCACUUUGUUUAGAUUCUAUAACUCCUGCACGAUGCAUCAACUAAGCCUGUUCUGUUUUAUUCCAAACAUUCUUUGCUCUUCAACUGUACCACCACAGAGGAGGCUGCAAUCAGGACAGUUCUACAACUGUAAGUUUAUACAUAAAUUUUGAAGCAGCUCCUGUGUUGGAGAGUGGGCACAUUAGUGAAGAUGCAGUUUAUGUAAAACUAUCUGGCCAAAAAGGAAAUUGCAUUUAAGAAGUUGGUUUAAAGGAUAUAUUCACAUUUUAGCCAUAGCUUCUAAUAGACUAGUUUUAUUCCCAAUGUUAAUAGUAACAAUGAAUUUUCUGAUCAAUGUUAAACUUGUAUUAAAUGCACUUACCUCUAACUCUUGCAUUUAAAAAAGCUUCUUGUAAAUACAAGCUAUAAUUUAUUGCAAUUGUCAUCAUUGUGCUGUAACAUUUAUAGAAAGACUGGGCUUUUUAAAAAAAGUUUUUAUUUAGAAAGUCUCAGUGUAAACAAUUGUACUACUUUGAUUUUAUACAAGAAACUCAUGAGCCAAAGCUUGGGCUACUCAUGAGAUUGUGCUUCACAAGAGUUUUAAAAAACAUUAAUAAAGGCUUCCUUUAAGGCA